AUGGCGCCCUCCACCAACCCCUCAGAGGAACCGGAAAGGGAACUCACCUUUGCCGACAUGGAAGACUGCAUCGACAAAAACACCUUUGAACAGAUCCUCGAAAUGGACGACGAUGACGACAAGGAAUUCAGCCGCGGAAUCGUCUUUGGCUUCUUCGAUCAGGCCAAGAGCACCUUUGACAAGAUGGAGGCGGCCCUCGCCGACAAAGACCUUCUCGAACUCUCCCAGCUCGGGCACUUCCUCAAAGGCUCCUCCGCCACCCUCGGCCUCACCAAGGUCAAGGAUGCCUGCGAGAAGAUCCAGCACUUUGGCGCCCGCAAGGACGAAACCGGCACCACCGACGAGCCCGACGACGCCGUCUCCCUCAAACACAUCAAGAACACCCUCGCCCAGGCCAAGAAGGACUAUACCGAGGUGGAGGCGUUCCUGCGCAAACUAUACGAAGACUCACCCGCCUCCGACUAA
Aspergillus terreus NIH2624 is the source of this 465-nucleotide messenger RNA. RefSeq names its product Hpt domain-containing protein. Bases 1 to 465 code for a protein of 154 amino acids. Gene Ontology annotation, molecular function: histidine phosphotransfer kinase activity; protein histidine kinase binding. Gene Ontology annotation, biological process: phosphorylation; phosphorelay signal transduction system. Gene Ontology annotation, cellular component: nucleus; cytoplasm. NCBI's taxonomy places the organism in Eukaryota, Fungi, Ascomycota, Eurotiomycetes, Eurotiales, Aspergillaceae. The transcript is spliced from 3 exons. The record is from RefSeq and is a predicted model, not a curated record.